Molecule: messenger RNA, 2772 nt
Organism: Siniperca chuatsi (mandarin fish)
Lineage: Eukaryota; Metazoa; Chordata; Actinopteri; Centrarchiformes; Sinipercidae
Gene: alg6
Product: ALG6 alpha-1,3-glucosyltransferase
Exons: 14
Coding region: 136-1653 (505 amino acids)
Biological process (GO): protein N-linked glycosylation
Cellular component (GO): endoplasmic reticulum membrane
Molecular function (GO): dolichyl pyrophosphate Man9GlcNAc2 alpha-1,3-glucosyltransferase activity
Source: RefSeq, a predicted model, not a curated record
UGUCGAAUGAGAACGCGCAACGAAGUCUUGAUGGAUGACGUAUACAGGAAGUGUACACAGAUUCCAAAAGUGUCUCAAUGAACCGUUUUUUAGCUUUUAUUUCACCUCCAGAAGCUAAUUUUACCGGUCGAAGUUAUGCAAACGUGGAGUCUCGUAUCAAUUUGUGUGUUGCUCAGCGUUGUUGUGAGAUGGGGCGUUUCGUUAAAUUCAUAUUCAGGGGCGGGGAAACCUCCCAUGUUUGGCGACUAUGAAGCCCAAAGGCACUGGCAAGAAGUGACCUACAACCUCCCUCUCCAGGAAUGGUACUUUAACACCACUGAGAAUGACUUGAACUACUGGGGUCUUGACUACCCUCCCCUGACUGCCUACCACAGCCUGAUCUGUGCUUACGUAGCCAAGAUAAUAAACCCUGAAUGGGUGGAGCUCCAGAAAUCCAGAGGCUAUGAAAGUCCAGCGCACAAGUUAUUCAUGAGAGCUACAGUCCUGGUGGCAGAUUUGUUGAUAUACAUCCCUGCUGUGGUUUUAUACUGUUUCUACCUGACUGAUGGAUCCUCUAAAAAAAAGGUUUCCACUCUGUGCUGCUUCCUUCUAUACCCAGGGCUAAUCCUCAUUGACUAUGGGCAUUUCCAGUACAAUGGAGUGAGUCUGGGCUUUUCCCUGUGGGGGGUUCUGGCUCUGGGUCUGGGCUGGGAUGCAUUGGGCUCCAUGGCCUUUUGUCUGGCUCUCAACUACAAACAGAUGGAGCUGUAUCAUGCUCUGCCCUUCUUCUGCUACCUGCUGGGGAAGUGUGUCAAACUGGGCCUGAUGGGGCGAGGGCUUCUCCUGUUGGUGAGAAUUGCUUCAACAGUGUUGGUGACUUUUGCCCUCUGCUGGCUGCCUUUCCUGUCUGACCCCAGUCAGGCCUUGCAGGUGGUCAGGAGGAUCUUUCCCGUGGCUCGUGGUCUGUUUGAGGAUAAGGUGGCCAACACAUGGUGCAGCUUGAACAUCCUGAUAAAGAUCAGAUCCAUUCUGUCCAGUGACUCCCAGAUCUACCUCAGUUGUGCCUGCACUCUCCUGGCAGUCCUACCUUCCUCUGUCAGACUUCUGACGAAGCCCACCUUCUGGCAGUUUAAACUGGCCUUGGCUAAUUCAUCUCUGGCGUUUUUCCUCUUCUCCUAUCAAGUCCAUGAGAAGUCCAUCCUCUUGGCUGCCUUGCCUGUCUGCCUCCUGCUGAAUGACCUCCCCUUGAUGGUUAUUUGGUUCCUGCAGGCCUCUACAUUCAGCAUGCUGCCUCUGUUUCUGAAGGACGGUCUGCUGGUGCCCUAUCUUGUGACCUCGCUGGCCUUCCUCUUCUUCAGCAUCUAUCUACUGUCUGCACUGGAGCACUGUUCAGAGGAAGAGCUGAGACUGGGAGCCUUCCACAAGCUGUUUUUCUGCCUACCCAAACUGGACCUGCCCUGUCUUGUAAGAUGGAAGUUCUACAUCAGCAUUGCAGCCAUGGCUGGUCUGAGCGUCGUGAGUGUAGCUCUAGUUCCUCCACCACAUCUACCUGACUUGUUUCCUGUGUUGGUGUCUACUACUGCUUUCCUGCACUUCUGGGGAUCAUUUAUAUAUUUCAACAUCGUCCAGUUCAGCGAGCCACCCAGCAGAAAGAGCCAGAAGAAGAACAACUGAAUGGUGCCAAAUGUGGUGAUAUGCACGGCAGGAGAUUUUUAGCUAAUUUUGCUUCAGGAAAGCCAGUAUUACACCAUAGGAGAUGUCUGCUCUUAAUGUGCAUGAAGGCUUUCACUUGUGCCAUCAUGUCCCCAGUGCAAAUAGCACAAAUGCAGAGCUGCAACGAUUAGUCGAUUAAUCGAUCGAAAGAAAAUUGUCUGUUUUCAAGCAAAAAUGCCACACAUUUGAUGGUUCCAGCUUCUUAGAUAGGAGAAUUUUCUGCUUUUCCUCUUCUUCCAUUACAGUAAAAUUAAUAUCUUUGGGUUUUAGAUUGUUGGUCAGACAAGAGAUUUGAUGACAUCACCUCGGGCUCCCGGAAAUUGUGAUGAGCAUUUUUCACAGUUUUCUGAACUUUUAUAGACCAAAUGAUUAAUUGAAAAGAUAAUCUGCAGAUUAAUCGAUAAUGAAAAUAAUCGUUAGUUGCAGCCCCACACAAAUGCUUAUUAAGGCAUAUUGUGGGCUGAUCAUUAUACUACAUAAUUGCAACUCAGAGGAGCUGAGUUUUUUCCCCAAAACUCAAUCAAAAUCACUUAAUUUAGCCUUUACUUGUACUUUAUCCUUAACCACAUGACUUCCUUCAUGUGAAAUAGACCUCUUUUCUUGAAUUAUUUUUUGCUUGGACCAAUGAUACUUCACUCUUGAAACUACACUAUUGCUGUACAAAUAGGCAAGCAGUGUCCAGCCUACACGCUUGACUUUAGAUAGCUCUAUGCCUGUAUGCUCAAGCUGCAGGAGGUGGCCACAAUAAUAGGAACACCUGUUGUAAUGUUCAGUUAUUGUUAAGACAUUGGUGAGAGGUGUUGAUUUAAACUCUUUACUUUUAAAGCCAUAGUUGGUGGUGAUGCUAGACUUAAUGAUAUUGUAAGGUGUUCCUGUUAUUGUGUCCACCCUUAUUACCUCUUCUGGGGAUUGUGAUUAAAACAAAUACCUGAUGAGACUGGGCUGUAGCAGUAACGGUUGUCAUUAUCUAUUCAUGUGAACUUUUUUUUUAUGGUUUUCUACUGUAUAUUUUUUAUCCAUCACUGAAGUUAUUUUGUACAAACUUAGUUUUUGUGAAAAUAAAUAAAAUUUUCUCAAUGA